GUCGCGCAAUGGAAUUACCUAUUGUAUGCAAACAACCCAAUUUCAUUUUCUUCCAUUCAAGCUGUGAUCUGCUGAUCAAUAUUUAUGAUGUAGCGGCUUGAUGUGUAAGUGAGACUACGCAUUGGUAAAUAGAAGAUUAAUUUACAGACAAAGCUGACGUUUCCUACCUUCCUGUUAAUGGCGACUGCAACGCGUGUCGAAGAACUUGCCGUCCUGUUUUCUGAUCUCCGCGAAAAAUCAUUGAAAAGCGGGGAAAAUGUGGAUAACAUUCGAACAGAAUUUCUACGGCAGGUCGGAACUGGUCGUGCACAAUCGAGUUGUUUUAACAAGAAAAGCUUGAAAUGGUUCGUGAUUGUUGUUCUACCUGUUGUUUUGGCUUUUGCUGGUUACUACUUCGACGUGAUCGAGCUGCUGCAUGUUAGAGAAGAACCGUGUCUUUUGAACGUCAAUGAAAUUUUCAUCGAGGUCACAAGAAAACGAACAAACUGCUCUCUGUUGUGCGAAGGUUUGACCGAAAUUCCUCGGGUUUCUGGCUUAUCGAAGCAGGAUUUCGCUUCAAACUAUGCCUACACCGGAAGACCCGUCGUAGUCGUCGACGGUGCGAAAAAUUGGUCAGCCAUUGAUCGCUUCAACUUUACGUUCUUCAAAGAACUCUUCGACAAGAACAAAGACGCGUAUCGAGUGAACGAGGAGGAGUGUCAGUUCUUUCCCUACAGAACAGAUUUUUUUUCUCUUGAACAGGCCAUGAAUAUGUCGAAAGAAAGAUCAGAGUGGAAAGCAGAACCAUGGUAUUUCGGAUGGAGCAACUGUGAUCCUGUAAUCAGACAAGAAUUGCGCACUCAUUAUCAAUUACCAUAUUUCUUGCCAAAACAAUCAGAAACCAGUGAACAGGACUGGAUUUUCAUGGGAGGGCCAGGACCUGGGGCUCAGAUACAUAUUGAUAGCGUGGAUCGUCCAUCAUGGCAAGCUCAGCUGUCAGGACAAAAGAUAUGGACUCUCAUCCCUCCACCAGAGUGUGAACAUGUCUGUACUCCCAAAUUAGCCACCACAAUGAAUAAAGGAGAAGUCAUCAUUGUGGACACAAACCAGUGGUAUCAUUCAACAAAGGUUUUGCCUGGAGAGCUCAGCAUUACUAUUGGUGCAGAAUAUGAUUAAAAGGAUUUCCCAUACCAAUGUGGAUAUUUUUUUCUGAAAACUGUGACUUUUUUUUUAACAAAACUGUAUUUUUCAGUAAAGUUUUUUUUAGUUACUUGUAAGAUCCAAUUGUUUACAUUGUAAAAUGGAUUGACUAAUAUUAAUGCAUCAUAGUGUAUUGCAAAGGAGAUAAGUAGUUAAUUAUAUAUUAUACAAAAUAAACAAAUAUGAGAAAGAUAUAAUAAAAUGAUUAAAUUGAUAUUAGAGUAAAUAUGUUUAAAAAAUAAUGCAUGUUAAAUUGACAUUAAUUAUUAGAAAAGUUGCUCAGAACUUGUGUAAAGAAUACACAAGAUUUAGCUUAAAUGUAGUUGGCUUUUACUCAUGUACUUAACUUUAGAUGCUAUUUAACAAGGUUUUAUUUAAUUGCUUUGCAUCCAGUUUGACAUCCAACUGCCAGCAGCUGCAAUGAUAUGUGUAUCAGUUAUCAGCUUGGAGACCCAGAUAUUGUAAGUUCCAGUUUCAGAAGGGUUUCACUUUAACCAUUACUAUACUGAAGUCUUCCAGUGCUAGUAGUUUGUUCCUGAAACAACAAGUAUAAUCCUAGGUUAUGACUGCUACUACUGACAAAAGAAAAAGUUUCUAGCCUAAAAACAAAAUGUAAUGGAGAUGAUAAGGGCUUGGACCCAAAUCUUACACUUCAUAAUAACCACUUUGCCACAUGCCUCUCUCACAACCAUAAAUAGAGCAGCCAUGACACUUGUUUUGUUGUGACAUUAAAAGAGUUUUGUAGUCAUUAAAAAAUGACUGACAAAAAAUUUUAUGAUGUAGAAUAGCAAGGUAUAGGCUAUCUAACUAGGGACUAUGUAGGAGAUGAACCCAGCCUCCUUCAGCGAGGUCUCUUGAAAGUAGAGCAGUCCAACCCAACUGAGUUGGAGAGAAAUAUUUUUUUGAAGUUAAAAUAAUAAAAAGUUGGUAGGAGUAUUUAAUAUACCAUUAGGGCUUCAGUUGAUUAAAGGAGAAAAUAAAAAGAGGAAGUAAUUUGAAAUUAAUCAUAUGAUAGCUAUUUAUGAUAAUUGUGUUACCUUUACAAGAUCUAAAAAAUAAAAUGUGGGUCCUUUGA
Pocillopora verrucosa is the source of this 2254-nucleotide messenger RNA. RefSeq lists its product as uncharacterized. Gene Ontology annotation, molecular function: 2-oxoglutarate-dependent dioxygenase activity. NCBI's taxonomy places the organism in Eukaryota, Metazoa, Cnidaria, Anthozoa, Scleractinia, Pocilloporidae. The record is from RefSeq and is a predicted model, not a curated record.